This is a messenger RNA of Schistocerca cancellata (South American locust), 2271 nucleotides long. Its product is annotated as clavesin-2-like. Gene Ontology annotation, molecular function: phosphatidylinositol bisphosphate binding. The record is from RefSeq and is a predicted model, not a curated record. Bases 406 to 1293 code for a protein of 295 amino acids. NCBI's taxonomy places the organism in Eukaryota, Metazoa, Arthropoda, Insecta, Orthoptera, Acrididae. Gene Ontology annotation, cellular component: membrane. The transcript is spliced from 5 exons.
UUUUGUUUCAUAGUAGAAUUAUUGAUGUGGGCUCUGUCAGCGUGCUAACUAUCGUAUUUCGAGACUGACAGUUCACUCAUUUAUGUAAACUUUGUCGCAAUGAUGAUGUUUUCGGUUACUGAUAAACGUGGAGAAGUACUGUCAGUUUCAGUACGUGAUGUUCCAAAUGAAUGGUUUCUCACUGCCAUUCUUCCUUUAGGGACGCAAUUUACAAUACCAUCGGAGUUUCCAAGAUUACUGCAUUUGCAACAGCCUGCGAGUCGAAAUAAUCUAUUAGUAAACUGGACUAUUGCGUUAGUUUAAGACAAAAUUACUACAUGAGCAAGUAAGAAAAGCGAAUUACUGGACAAAGGAGGUUACAGCGACAUCGCUGCUUUGAAUUUCAGUACUUGAAGCGGGAAUGAAAUGGCCGAAUACUCGGAGUAUAUUUGCAGAACAAAUACCUUAAGCAGUCCGGCAUACCUUGGUUGUGAGGAUAAGUUAAGGCAGCCAUGUGGUAAAGGGGCAAUAAAUGCUGUACGACAAUUGAUUCUUAAAAGCCCAACCAUAGGUAGUACACGCACUGAUGAUGAAUUUCUUUUACGUUUCCUUCGUGCACGGAAAUGUAAUGUACCAGAUGCCUUUGAGCUUCUGUGCAAUUAUUGCAGCUAUAGACAACAAAACAGCAGCUUAUUUGAGAAAUUUGGACCUGCAGACACAGCUCUCCAGCAGGCUCUCCGUGAUGGGUUUCCUGGAGUAUUACCUCAAAGAGACAGGAGAGGAAGAAGAGUUCUUGUGAUUUUUGCUGCUAAUUGGGAUCCCUCGUCAUAUGAUUUGCUUACAAUAUAUAAAGCCAUUCUUUACUCUCUCGAAAAACUUAUUGAAUUGCCACGAAAUCAAGUAAGUGGCUUUAUCUUCAUUGUCGACUGGAGUGGAUUUUCAUUCAGUCAGUCAUCCAAGCUGAAUCCCCGUGUUUUAAAGCUAAUGAUAAAUGGCUUACAAGACUGCUUCCCAGCAAGAUUCAAAGGGGUUCAUUUUAUAAACCAGCCUUGGUAUGUCGAAGCCGCACUGACAGUUAUCCGUCCAUUUCUGAAAGAAAAGACAAGAGAAAAAAUAUAUCUACACGGCAACAAUAUGAGUACACUACAUGAGUGUAUAGCACGAGAUGUACUGCCAGCUGAGCUUGGAGGAGAAGGACCCUCGUACAAUCAGCUCUCAUGGGCAGACAAAGUUUUGGAGGCUGAGGACAGCAGGACAGACAAUAAUACGGUUCAGCUGACUCCUCCCUUCAAAAGGAAGGAGAAUUCUCGGUAGUUGAUGCCAGAGGAUUUGUCAGUAAAGCUUGCCAACAUUCCACAAGUGUGUGUGAUUUUUAUUAGUUGGUGGAGAUGACAAUUUUGGCUUGUAUUAUGAUGUUAUGGAAUGAUCUCACUUUAUUAAAAAUGUUGGUAUUUCAGUAUUACAACUAGUCUUAAUAAGUGUGUAUGUGGAUUUGUGAUACUGUUCGCACAAAUGAGCAACUUGUACAAAUUGUAUUUUUUUUUUAAAAUAUUUAUAAGAAAACAUAUUUUUCAUAAAAGCAUACUGUUCUUAAAAAUGUGUUUUGGAAAAAUUAUAUGGUAAAUAUGUGAGUUUGUUUUGGCAUAAAAUGUUAAGGCAAGGACAGUUUCAGUAUUCAAUACACUAAAGAGCAGCUAUCAUAUAUUUUAAAUUAGUGUUUCCUCAGUUGUGUGUCUAGUUGAUCAGAUGUAUUUUGUGAAUAAAUUUUAACUAUUUAAAAGGUUGUUGACAGUGAGUUUCAUACUUUGACAAAAAAAUGUGCUAGACUUCACGGAUUGCAAUAUUUUAGAUAUGAUUUAGGGUUUCUAGAGUUGUGUGAUUUAAAUUAUGGUAUUAAUGAAAAAUAUUAUAAAGACUUGAAAAAUCCAUGACUAAAGAUGGGGUUGUGGGACAAAUGUGGGAUUAUCUCUUGUUACCACUUUUCAUUGGGAGGCUGAGGUCAAGGACCAGACAGUAGUAGUUGAUCUUAACGGUAUCAGAGGGGAUUAAGAUGUUAGAGAUAUGACAGAGAAGAAAAAAAAAACUAAAUCUUUUAUGUAUGAAAAUACAGAAAACAAACAGCCUGUUGGUGCUAAUCAACAAAAAAAUGGUUAUGUGACAGUCCAUUGUCUGCCAGCCCAACAAGGUUGUAUACAAUUUCUGUAAAUUGUAUAUGAAUUCCAUCGAAUUUAUAUGAUUGUCACCAAUAUUCAUGUUUCUACACAGAACUUAGUAAGGUAUUUGUAAAAUCCU